GCGGCUCCUCCCCGCGUGGCGCGGCGCGCGGCCUCCGGGUGCCUAGGCUCGGGGCCGCGGGCGGUGACGCCUCAUUCUCGCGGAGCCGGGCCGGGGACACGGUCGGACGGCGGCGACAUGAACAGCAUCAAGAACGUGCCGGCGCGGGUGCUGAGCCGCAGGCCGGGCCACAGCCUGGAGGCCGAGCGCGAGCAGUUCGACAAGACGCAGGCCAUCAGCAUCAGCAAAGCCAUCAACAGCCAGGAGGCCCCUGUGAAGGAGAAGCAUGCCCGGCGCAUCAUUCUGGGCACUCACCAUGAGAAGGGGGCCUUCACCUUCUGGUCCUACGCCAUUGGCCUGCCGCUGCCCAGCAGCUCCAUCCUCAGCUGGAAGUUCUGCCAUGUCCUUCACAAGGUCCUCCGAGACGGACACCCCAACGUGCUGCAUGAUUGCCAGCGGUACCGGAGCAACAUACGGGAGAUCGGCGACCUGUGGGGGCACCUUCGUGACCAGUAUGGACACCUGGUGAAUGUCUACACCAAACUGUUGCUGACCAAAAUCUCCUUCCACCUCAAGCACCCCCAGUUUCCUGCAGGCCUGGAGGUAACAGACGAGGUGCUGGAGAAGGCAGCUGGAACAGAUGUUAAUAACAUUUUCCAGCUUACCGUGGAGAUGUUCGACUACAUGGACUGUGAACUGAAGCUUUCGGAAUCAGUCUUCCGGCAGCUCAACACAGCCAUCGCCGUGUCCCAGAUGUCCUCCGGCCAGUGCCGCUUGGCCCCCCUCAUCCAGGUCAUCCAGGACUGCAGCCACCUGUACCACUACACGGUGAAGCUCAUGUUCAAGCUGCACGCGUGUCUCCCAGCGGACACCCUGCAGGGCCACAGGGACCGGUUCCAUGAACAGUUUCACAGCCUCAAAAACUUCUUCCGCCGAGCCUCGGACAUGCUCUACUUCAAGCGGCUCAUCCAGAUCCCAAGGCUGCCCGAGGGACCCCCCAAUUUCCUGCGGGCCUCAGCCCUGGCUGAGCACAUCAAGCCUGUGGUGGUGAUCCCGGAGGAGGCCCCGGAAGAUGAGGAGCCUGAGAACCUCAUCGAGAUUAGCAGUGGACCCCCUGCCGGGGAGCCGGUGGUGGUGGCUGACCUCUUCGAUCAGACCUUUGGACCUCCCAAUGGCUCCGUGAAGGAUGACAGGGACCUCCAGAUUGAGAACUUGAAGAGAGAGGUGGAGAGCCUCCGGGCUGAGCUGGAGAAGAUCAAGAUGGAGGCCCAGCGGUACGUCUCCCAGCUGAAGGGCCAGGUCAAUGCCCUGGAGGCGGAGCUGGAGGAGCAGCGGAAGCAGAAGCAGAAGGCCCUGGUGGACAACGAGCAGCUGCGCCACGAGCUGGCCCAGCUGAAGGCCAUGCAGCUGGAGGGCGCCCGGAACCAGGGCCUGCGAGAGGAGGCGGAGAGGAGAGCCAGCGCCACGGAGGCGCGCUACAGCAAGCUGAAGGAGAAACACAACGAGCUCAUUAACACGCACGCAGAGCUGCUCAGGAAGAACGCAGACACAGCCAAGCAGCUGACGGUGACGCAGCAGAGCCAGGAAGAGGUGGCCCGGGUGAAGGAGCAGCUGGCCUUCCAGAUGGAACAAGUGAGGCGAGAGUCGGAGAUGAAGAUGGAGGAGCAGAGCGACCAGCUGGAGAAGCUCAAGAUGGAGCUGGCAGCCCGAGCCGGAGAGCUGGCCCACGCACAGGAGGCCCUGAGCCGCACAGAGCAGAGCGGGUCGGAGCUGAGCUCCCGGCUGGACACCUUGAGUGCGGAAAAGGAUGCGCUGAGCGGGGCCGUGCGGCAGCGGGAAGCCGAGCUGCUGGCUGCCCAGAGCCUGGUGCGGGAGAAGGAAGAAGCCCUCAGCCAGGAGCAGCGGCGCAGCUCCCAGGAGAAGGACGAGCUGCAGGGGCGGCUGGCAGAAAAGGAGGCCCAGGAGCAGGGGCUGCGGCAGAAGCUGCUGGACGAGCAGUUUGAGGUGGUGCGGAGCGCUGCCGCCGAGGCCGAGGCCAUUCUGCAGGAUGCGGUGAGCAAGCUGGACGACCCUCUGCACCUGCGCUGCACCAGCUCCCCGGACUACUUGGUAAGCCGGGCCCAGGCAGCCCUGGACACGGUGAGCGCCCUGGAGAAGAGCCACACCCAGUACCUGACUUCCUCCGAGGAUGCUUCUGCCCUGGUGGCAGCUCUGAGCCGCUUCUCCCACCUGGCCGCGGACACCAUCGUCAACGGCGGCGCCACCUCCCACCUGGCCCCCACCGACCCUGCUGACCGCCUGAUUGACACUUGCAGGGAAUGUGGAGCCCGGGCCCUGGAGCUCAUGGGACACCUGCAGGACAGGACAGUGCUGCCCAGGGCCCAGCCCAGCCUGAUGCGGGCCCCCCUGCAGGGUAUCCUUCAGCUGGGCCAGGACCUGAAGCCGAAGAGCCUGGACGUGCGGCAAGAGGAGCUAGGGGCCAUGGUUGACAAGGAGAUGGCCGCCACCUCUGCAGCCAUUGAGGAUGCUGUGCGGAGGAUUGAGGACAUGAUGAACCAGGCCCGCCAUGAGAGCUCGGGAGUGAAACUGGAGGUCAAUGAGAGGAUCCUCAACUCCUGCACAGACCUGAUGAAGGCCAUCCGGCUCCUCGUGAUGACCUCCACCAGCCUACAGAAGGAAAUCGUGGAGAGCGGCCGGGGGGCAGCCACGCAACAGGAAUUUUAUGCCAAGAAUUCACGGUGGACCGAAGGCCUCAUCUCUGCCUCUAAGGCAGUGGGCUGGGGAGCCACACAGUUGGUGGAGUCGGCUGACAAGGUGGUGCUUCACAUGGGCAAAUACGAGGAGCUCAUCGUCUGCUCACACGAGAUCGCAGCCAGCACGGCCCAGCUGGUGGCAGCCUCCAAGGUGAAGGCCGACAAGCACAGCCCGCACCUGAGCCGGCUCCAGGAAUGUUCCCGCACUGUCAACGAGAGGGCCGCCAACGUGGUGGCCUCCACCAAGUCGGGCCAGGAGCAGAUCGAGGACAGAGACACCAUGGAUUUCUCCGGCCUGUCCCUCAUCAAGCUGAAGAAGCAGGAGAUGGAGACACAGGUGCGAGUCUUGGAGCUGGAGAAGACGCUGGAGGCGGAGCGCGUGCGCCUGGGGGAGCUGCGGAAGCAGCAUUAUGUACUGGCCGGGGUGAUGGGGACGCCCGGUGAGGGAGAACCCAGCAGGCCCAGCCCAGCUCCCCGGAGUUCGGCCACCAAGAAGCCCCCCUUGGCCCAGAAACCCAGCAUAGCCCCCAGGCCAGACAACCAGCUCAACAAAAAGGAUGGUGUCUACCCAGCUCAACUCGUGAACUACUAGGCCCUCUAAGGUGUUGAGCAGGGCGGCUGCUGGUCAUGCCUGGGCCUCGUGUAGCCAUCUGGUCAAGAGGUCUCUGAGAGUCCUCCAACGCCUGCACCUGGAGCCCAAAGCAGUCUCCCCAAGACCCCAGCCUUCACCAGCCGAAGAGGCCUCAGCUCCGUGGGAUAGUUCAUCUGGAUUUGAGUCUAUUUAUCUUAGGUAGGAACUGCCCAGAGCAGCCGGGACCCAGCAGGCCUGAGCCACGAUGCAGCGACCAUCUGGGCGGUGUGAAUAUUGUGUUCUCUCUUCCUAAGUCUAGUCGGCACACUGGGAAAGGCCAGGAGCCUCCCUGCCUCUGAACUCUGAAGUGUGAGGCUGAAAGUGAGCAGAAAGAGGGUCCUCGGCUGGCUUUUGGGGACAAGGGGGAUGUGGCCCUCACGGGAGAGCAGGUGGCUGGGCUGUGUCAUCCUCUGGGGGCCUGGUGCUAGGACAUCCAUGCUCAGAGCCCCAGGAAAGGGCUUGGUGUGGGAGCCUGGCAGCAGGUGGCCGGGGUGCCUGCUCGGCUGUGCCUGGGGCAGCCCUGGCUCAGGGGCCACCUCGCUGACCCUCCACUUCCUGAUUUCCGUUCUCCUGGCCCAGCUGCCUUCACCCAUGUGGCUGCUUAUCACCCACCUUCAUGGGUAGAUUUCAGCCCUCCUAAAGCUGGGGUCUUUCAGCUCAGUAAGAAGCUAAUAAAAACAAACAGAAGCCACAGCCCACUUUCUGAGGGCUCAGGAAUUCCUGUGGGGCCCUCAGGUGGAACAGCCCAGACUUGGAGGCCUGGCCUUGCCUGCCCCCGACAGUUUGAAUAAAUUUGUGUUUCUGGAGCCUGAGGAGGAAUGGUUGGGGUGGGUAUCCAGGCCGCCAACAGAGACAGCAGCUGGACUGGAUAAGUGCCCAGCUUCCCAGCUGCCUGCCCUGUGCCCUGGGAAGGCUACCAACCAUGGGCCAAGGUCCGGGGCUGUGGGAGGGAGCCAAGGCCUUUGCCCUGUCUGGUCCCUGUGUUUGAGUUCCCCUGGCAAUAAAACCCUGACUGUUGUCAACAGUGA
Molecule: messenger RNA, 4391 nt
Organism: Peromyscus leucopus (white-footed mouse)
Lineage: Eukaryota; Metazoa; Chordata; Mammalia; Rodentia; Cricetidae
Gene: Hip1r
Product: huntingtin interacting protein 1 related
Exons: 32
Coding region: 118-3324 (1068 amino acids)
Biological process (GO): clathrin coat assembly; endocytosis; actin filament organization
Cellular component (GO): clathrin-coated vesicle; actin cortical patch
Molecular function (GO): clathrin light chain binding; clathrin-cargo adaptor activity; phosphatidylinositol-3,5-bisphosphate binding
Source: RefSeq, a predicted model, not a curated record